Molecule: messenger RNA, 3033 nt
Organism: Papaver somniferum (opium poppy)
Lineage: Eukaryota; Viridiplantae; Streptophyta; Magnoliopsida; Ranunculales; Papaveraceae
Exons: 6
Coding region: 1-3033 (1010 amino acids)
Source: RefSeq, a predicted model, not a curated record
AUGGAUCUACUGGUCUCUUUGCGUUUCAGAAUGGAUAAAUCCUGGAUGAGUACUGAUAGAACGAAGAAACGUUAUAGAGAAGGAGUUGCGGCGUUUCUGCGGUAUGCUGUCAACCAUCUCAAGGAGGAGGGUGAGACAUAUGAUGAAUUUCUUAUGUUGUGUCCGUGUACAAAUUGUUUAAAUCUCUGUGCAUGCUCCGUUGGCGACGUAGAAGAUCAUUUAUUCGUAAAUGGAAUCGAUCAAACGUAUACUAUUUGGAAUAAGCAUGGGGAAAAGGAUGAGGCAAUAACUAGUAGUAAGCCAGUUAACGUCAACAAUGGUAUGCACGCUGAAUUUGAUUUGGGAACUCCCACUGAUGCUCCAGACGAAGAUUUUGGAAUGGGAACUCCCACUGAUGCUCCAGACACUAUAGAUAUGAUGCAGGCUGCAGAAGAGUUCGCAGAUGACCCUAUAAAGUUUAAAAAGUUACUUGAAAAUGCUGAAAAUCCCUUAUACGAAGGAUGUCCCAACUUCACAAAGUUGUCUGCAAUUGUGCAAUUGUUUAAGUUGAAGAGUAAGCACGGUGCAUCAGACAUGUUUUUUAAUGAAUUGUUACCCUUGUUAAAGGACAUGCUUCCCAAAGAAGGUAAUUUAAUGGCGAGGAGUACAUAUCAGGCAAAAAAAAUAUUGAAAUCAAUGGGUUCAGGGUACACAAAGAUACAUGCAUGUAUCAACAACUGCAUUCUUUAUUGGAAUGAGUACAAGGAUGAAAAAGUGUGUCCUACUUGUAAAGCACCCAGAUGGAAAGUUGACAGGGAUGGUAAAGUUUACGAGAAUGUUCCAGCAAAGGUAUUGUGGUACUUCGACAUCAUCCCAAGAUUUCAGCGGCUGUUUCAAUCGAAGCACACAGCAAAAGAUUUGAUAUGGCACGAUACCACUAGAAACAAAGACGGUGUUUUACGUCAUCCGGCAGACUCACAUGCUUGGAGAGAGAUAGAUAACAAUUUCCCAGAAAUUAAAGGUGAUCCAAGAAAUUUGCGGUUAGCUGUUUCGGCUGAUGGAGUUGAUGUAAACACAGAUGGUGCGCCAGGAAACAACAUCGAUGUCUUUUUAGAACCUCUUGUUAAAGAUUUUCAAUUCUUAUUUGAGAAGGGAAAGAGAACAUGGGAUGCAUAUGCCCAAGAAAUGUUUACUCUACGUGCAGUUGUUUUGUGGACGAUAAACGAUUAUCCUGCUCUUGGUACACUAUGUGGUUGUCGCUACGCUGGAUAUCAUGGUUGUGUGGUGUGUCGUAAAAAAACGCACAGUAUUAGGCUUCAUGACUCAAACAAGAAUGUUUAUGUUGGUUAUAGAAGAUUUUUACCCUAUGAGCAUCCGUUCAGAAGGCAGAAGGGGGCAUUUGGCGGAAAACAAGAGUGGGAGACUGCUCCAGAACCAAUGACCGGGGAAGAAAUAUAUGAGGAGGUAAAAUGUAUAAAGAAUUCAUGGGGAAAGAAGGGGACGAAUACUCAAGGGGAAGACGUGCAGGCUACACCUGGAAAAGGUGGAAAUAUGAAGCGCAUCGGAAAAACGAAAAUUGAGCGCAUCAGAAAAAUAUCAAAAGAAGUCGAUAGGUCAGGUGAGGAAGAGGAAGGCAGGGAAACCACUUACUGGAGCAAGUACAACAUAUGGCAGCGACUACUUAGAUAUUGGCGCUAUAAUGAUGUCCAACAUUGUAUUGAUUUCAUGCAUGUCGAAAAGAAUGUGGGACAAAGUCUUGUUGGAACGUUGCUGCACAACGGGAAUACAAAAGAUGGAUUAAACGCCAGAAAGGAUUUGGUGCGUUUGGGGUUAAAAUCGGAGUUACACCCUAAGACAGAUGACAAAGGAACGAUACUUCCCGCAGCAUGUUAUACAUUAACUACGGAAGAAAAAGACAUAUUCUUAGAGACACUAUCCGAGUUAAGAGUUCCAGAAGGGUAUUGUUCGGAUUUUUCCACCCUUGUGAACCUAAAAGAGCGUAAGCUGAUCGGACUCAAAUCACAUGAUUACCAUAUGCUUAUGCAACAAUUUUUGCCCGUCGCUAUUCGAUCAAUUAUGCCUACACCUGUGAGAUAUGCUAUUAUCAGGGAAGUGAAGUUAUGCGGUCCGGUUUGCUUUCGAUGGAUGUAUCCUUUCGAAAGGUGUAUGAAGGUUAUAAAGGGGCAUGUGCGAAACAAGAAACAACCUUGUGGAUGCAUUGCCGAAGAGAAUGUUGCAGAAGAGACGAUUGAGAUAUAUUGUGAGUACCAUAAAAGCAUCAGGACAAUUGGUAUUCCACUAGAUAGGCAUAAUACAUCUCAGGAGGGAGAACCGUUAUCAGCUGAAGAGCCGUGUAUAGUUACCCCUGAACAGUUGAGACAAGCACAUUUCUAUGUAAUGCAGAACACGCCUGAAAUUGAGCCUUACAUAGACCGACACAAGCUAUAUUUGGAAACUAACUAUUCUACUAAAAAGCGAGCAUGGCUAGAGAAAGAGCACUCUAACACUUUUGGCGCUUGGUUAAAAAAUGAGGUUGAAAAAGAGUUGGCAGACGACAGAGAAAGUAUCUCAGAGAACUUAAGAUGGAUAUCACACGGCCCGCACUACGAGGUAACGAAAUACACUGUAUAUCGCAUCAAUGGAUAUCUAUUCCGCACAAGAUCCCGUGAUGGUAGAAUUCACCAGAAUAGUGGGGUUAGCGUUGCAGCAAAUGACAUGCACAUAUCUAGAGAUGAUGAUGUUACAUAUGGUAAAGCCUCUUAUUAUGGUGUCUUGCAAGAGAUAUGGGAGUUAGAUUACUGUGAAAGAAAAGUUCAUCUGUUCAAGUGCAAUUGGGUUGAUAAUAAACGUGGGGUCAAAAGAGAUGCUCUUGGCUACAAGAUUGUUGACCUUACUAUAGAUGACGAUGGCAACGAUGAGGAAUUCAGUACAGUAAUCUUUUCUGCGAAUGAUAAUAUCUUGCCGUCUGUAGAUCCACAAGACUUGGGUAAAGAAUCCCGAAAUGAUUACUUCCGAACUGACUGCCGAGGUUUACUUAUACGCAAGCCAAAAUGA